Betta splendens (Siamese fighting fish) is the source of this 2867-nucleotide messenger RNA. RefSeq names its product SHC SH2-domain binding protein 1 (gene shcbp1). Gene Ontology annotation, biological process: fibroblast growth factor receptor signaling pathway. The record is from RefSeq and is a predicted model, not a curated record. The coding region runs from base 147 to 2261 and encodes 704 amino acids. Lineage: Eukaryota; Metazoa; Chordata; Actinopteri; Anabantiformes; Osphronemidae. The transcript has 13 exons.
AUUGGCUGUGCAAACCGGGAAUAUUUUGAAAGUGGUCCUAGGUGUUUGGGUAAUUGCUGUUUAGUUUGUGUGGAGUUCUUAGAUUGCAGAGUCCUCCGCUUUUAUAUCGUAUGCAUACAUAAGUGGGCUGUUGCUUUAAAUCGUCAAUGGAGCAAGAUUCUAGGAAGAUGGCGUCUUUUGAAAGCGGGAAACCCGCGGAUGAGCUGUCGAACGUGUUUGUGGUUGAGGGAGAGUCGUUCGUUAACGUAGAGCUAAACAUGGAAAACGACCCCAUUAAUAUCAGCAACAGUAGCGACGAUGUCUCUCCUAACGUGCAGCAGGUGCUCGCUAUAACUCAAGCCCCAACUCCAUUCCAGAAUUCUGAAGAUAAUGAUGCGGGGGAUGAAGAUGAGAGUGAUGAUGAUGACAGUGGUACAGACCACUUUCACAGCGAAAAGUUGGGCACUCGUCUCCAGAGAUUUGAGCGGAAUGCAGAAGUAACUUCAAGUCUUCCUGACACCUUUAAGACCAACCACCUGCUCUUCUAUGAACGGUUCAAGGCAUACCAGGACUACAUGCUCGGAGACUGUAAGCCGUCAGAGGUGAAGUCCUUUAUUGCAGACUACUUAGAGAAGGUGGUGGAGCCGUGCGAUUGGCUGGCUCUGUGGUCUACUCGUUGCUUCGAUGUUCUGGUGGAGGUAAAGGACGUGGACUAUAAAGGUCUGAAGGCAUGUGUGAGUCUGGUACUGCCUCUGCAGAUUGACACCAGAGGCUGUGAACUCAAUGAAGAGGCAAUGAAGUGUCUGCUUGAGGCCACGCAGCACAAAGUUCUGUUGGAGGAGCUGCAGGUAGUUUAUGAGGAGUCAGGGGAUUUUGAUCAGACUGCCCUUGCUCUGGAGCAUCUCAGGUUUUUUUAUAAGCACAUCUGGAGGGAGUGGGAUGAGGAGGAUGAAGAUGAUGACUUUGAUUACUUUGUUCGUUGUGUGGAACCUCGUCUCAGACUCUACUAUGACAUGUUGGAGGACAGAGUCUCUGCAGGUCUUGUAGUAGAGUACCAGACCUUACUGCAGAACUGCUCCCAGUGCUUUCAGGAGUUCUCUGUGCUGCGCAAUGGCCUCAGCAGUGACUCAGACUCUGAGGUGGAUAAUGUGUCCAUGGUGGAGGGCCUGAAGCUUCAUGACCAGCUGGAGACUUUCAAACGCAAGCUGCACAUUAUUGAAAAUCCUUUGUUGAGGUAUGUGUUAGGCUACAAAGGUAACACUGGUCAACAGAGUGUGGAAAGCCGUGGACCCAGAGAAUCGGGUUUGAGAGUAGUCCACGUGGUCACAACAUCCUGCAGCAUCGUCCAGCUCCAGUCUCUCCUUGGUGUCAAACUGCUGCCUAUGUGCUCCUCGGGGGAAACUGAGAUCCAGUUCCACAGUGAGCCAGUUUCAGCAGUGGAAUCGUGCCAUGAAGGUGAUGUGGUAAUUGUCCUCCCAGGAUUAUACAGCGUUAGCAGCUCUAUCAUUAUACCAGACUCCAUCACUAUAGAAGGCUUUGGGUUUCCUGACGAUGUGGUGAUUGAGAAGAAAAACAAGGGGGACUCAUUUGUAGAGAGCACAGGAGCUGAUGUCAAACUAUCAAACAUAAAGUUUAUCCAACACGAUGCCAUCGAAGGCAUCCUAUGUGUUCGUCAGGGGACUCUGAACUUGGAGAACUGCGUACUGCAGUGCCAGACAACUGGAGUUAUUGUGCGAACAUCUGCAUGUCUUAACAUGAACAUGUGUGACCUGUAUGGAUCUAAGGGAGCUGGUGUGGAGAUCUACCCUGGGAGCGUUUGUCGUUUGGUUAGUAAUGGCAUCCAUCACUGUAAAGACGGGAUCCUCAUCAAGGACUUUGUUGAUGAGCUGAAUGUUGCGAUGCCAUCCAUCACCAUGGAGAACAAUGUAAUCCAUAACAAUGAAGGCUACGGUGUGAUUCUAGUUAAGCCCAACACGAGGAUUCCUCCAGAGUUUGAAGGUCAGACUGCUGAGGACAAGCAGCAGGAAGGACCCUCAGAUCCUCCCUCCACCCCAACGACAGUGUCUCAGCCAGGUUCCACUGAGGACAGCAGCAGCACAGAUGAUGUGGUUCCCACCUCAGGCAGGAAGUGGCAGUUCAGCCGUCAGCUCAGCAGAAACAAGGAGGCGUCUUGCAGCAGCCGACCUGUUCAGGACCUGUUGGAUCACCAAGUUUUCGUCUCAAUUCAAGGAAAUCAGUUCAGGCGCAAUGGCAUUGGAGACUUUGGAACCUUUUUGUACUGAUCUUCUACUUGUUCUGGACUAAUGCAUCUUGUGACGGAUGCGUCGUCCAUCCAGUAUUUCUGAGCUGUGAAUAUUUUAGCUGAUUACCUUGUUAGUCAUGAAAUGCAUAUUGUUGCCUCACAUCUCUCCAUGCUGUGUUUGGCUGUGAUCAGUUCUAACACCUGUGUAUGCGUUUCCUAUGGCACUUUGACACACUUUUGCUUUUAUCAUAUUUAUUCCUCUGGGCUUAAUGACAUGUUUUUAGCUUUUUUUUUUAUGAAUUAGUUUGAAAUUCACUUGUCACUUUGAAUUUAAUUUACUUGGUUUUGGCAUCAGAUUUAAUAAAUGUUAUAUUGAAAGGUGAUGGUUUGUUAAAAAGCAGGGCACUGUUGAUGUUAACACACAUCCACAUUUGUUCAUCUUUACUUGGUUUCUGUACACGAUACUUUGGGUGUUUUUAAGCUUUUAUGUAUUUUAUGGUUGAGGUUGACAGCUCAGCUAGUAAAAGCCCAGUGAAAACAUUUUGUCUGACUGAGUUAGUAAUUUAAAAAGCUUCUCAUGAAAAGUAUGAACAUAAUGGUUUGGUUCCAGGUAUUUCUGACCACAGUGAGAUGCAGUUAACAAAGA